Messenger RNA from Adineta ricciae, 852 nucleotides. The record is from the annotation of a GenBank genome assembly. NCBI's taxonomy places the organism in Eukaryota, Metazoa, Rotifera, Eurotatoria, Adinetida, Adinetidae.
AUGACAACCACGAGAUGUGAUCAUACGGCUAAUCUUCUUCCCAAUGGGCUACUUCUUAUUGCUGGAUGUCCUGUAGGUAUCAACACAGGUUAUCCUAUUCGGGAUGGCUGGGUAGUUGAUCUAUACGAUCCUCGAUCUGGUCAAGUGAAAAGAACGGUAAACAUGAGUGCAAGUCGUAUGCGUCACACGUCAUCAAUGAUUCGAAGCAAUAAUUCAACAAAAGUGUUACUUGCUGGUGGCUAUGAUGGAGAUCAUUUGGCUUCGGGUGAUGUUUUUGAUGUGAAAAAUGGAACAUUUCAGCCAGUGAAUAAUUCAAUGACGGAACCUCGAGUGUUUCAUACAGCAACAGUUCUACCUAGCGAACAUGUUAUUAUUGCUGGUGGAUGCAGAAAUGAUGGUGACUGUUUAGAUACGUUAAUACUAUAUAACAGCAGAUUAAAUCGUUUCAUUCCUCUUGUACCGCGGUUAUCAGUUAAACGUGCAUUCCAUACAGCCACUUAUAUUCCUUCCAUUGAAGCAAUUCUUUUUGUUAGUGGUGGCACAUUCGACCUGUUUGAUGUACCAACGCUUACCUUUAUUAGCAAUGGAACAACACUAGAUGAUCGCGCAGAUCAUACGGCCACGCUUCUAGUUGAUGGCCGAGUUCUAAUUGCAGGUGGAUCAAAAAACUAUGGUUUGACUUCUUGUGAAAUAUAUAACCCAUUAAGUAAUACAUUUACAUCAGCAGCACAUAUGUUCAUAGGUCGCUAUUGGCAUACUGCUACUUUACUUCCAAAAACGGGAGUGGUGUUCAUUUGUGGUGGAAGAAACUUAGAAGACGUAUUUAAUAGUUGUGAAUUAUAUUUUCCGUAA